AUGUCUGUGCCGGUAACAUACAAGCCAUCUCCUCUGGGCUAUGGCUCUUCACCUACUCGAAGCUCUCCAUUCCGUCGCGCCGAAUCACCUGCAUCGCCCUCUCCCCUAAGACAUACUACACCCACUGGAUCACCGACAAAGGCAGGACCUUUCGGCUCGACUUCGCGCUUUGCUAGACCAACAACUCCCACAAGCACACAACCCAGCUGGACACCAAAGGCCAAGACACCUGUUAGAGACGAGAUGAAUUCUUCGCCUUCGCGUAUGUCUCCGGUGCCGCCAAGGACCCCAGUGUCAAAGUCGCUUGGUAAUGGCAAUGCGCUAUCACAAUUGCAAGCAACUCAAGUCCGAACUCUACGGGAUGCUUUCCAGAUCAUGGACCGAGAUUGCGAUGGUGUCGUAAACCGUGAGGAUGUUACUGAUAUGCUCAACCAGCUGGGCCUACCUUCAAACCCAGCCGACGUAUCCAAGUUCUUCCCUCCAUCAGCGCCCCAGACAAUCACCCUCGCAGUAUUCCUUAACUCACUUGCCGACGCACUUGCAGCAUUGUCACCAAGCGCCGAGCUGCUCUCAGCCUUCUCAGCCUUUGACGACGAUGACAGCGGCCAGGUCGAUUUGGUUGAACUGCGAAAAGCCCUCCUGGACACAGCACCCGAACCUGGUGAGAAGGCUCUGACUGCCACUGAAGUUGAUAAGAUCAUGAACGGAUUCACUGGACGACGAGCUUUCAACCGCAACAUGAACGCUCAUCUGGGUGCCAAGAGAGGCGAGGUGUUCAAGUACCAGGAGUUUGUUGGCUCUAUCAUGGGCUCGAACAAUGGUUCGGAUAACCAGUCUCAUGAGAAUGGGGAUGAUUAA
This is a messenger RNA of Fusarium redolens, 858 nucleotides long. RefSeq lists its product as uncharacterized. Gene Ontology annotation, biological process: mitotic cytokinesis; actomyosin structure organization. Gene Ontology annotation, cellular component: myosin II complex; cytoplasm. The transcript has 3 exons. NCBI's taxonomy places the organism in Eukaryota, Fungi, Ascomycota, Sordariomycetes, Hypocreales, Nectriaceae. Gene Ontology annotation, molecular function: cytoskeletal motor regulator activity; myosin heavy chain binding; calcium ion binding. The coding region runs from base 1 to 858 and encodes 285 amino acids. The record is from RefSeq and is a predicted model, not a curated record.